UGUGUGUGUAGUCAUCUCAAAAGUGUCAAACGUUUAUUAAAUUAUUGGCGAAAUAUUCAACGGUCUCCGUUUUUAUGAAAUAUAUCACUAAAACAAUAAAGAUUCAUUAAGCGUUGGCAUGUUCGGCACUCUGCAAAAUUAUCUUAGCGGUGUGCAGCGCGCCUGGUCUGCGGCAGAUGGCGAAACAUUGGCAUCUUUUAUUUCACUCAAAGACAAACAUAUAAUGAAUCGUAAUUUAUAUGUCGAGUGUCCAGAGAAUACAGUGGAGCGUAUGCUGGAUCCGCCUAUUGAUGAAAUUGUCUGCGUUCAUCUGAAAGUGCUGUAUUACUUAGGUUUGGAAACACGGGACUUCAUGCAAGCAUAUCGCCAACAAUCACAAUGCAUCCAGUCCGUAGUGAAAAUGUUGCAACAGCUGAAGGAAGAGAACUGGUGUCUGCCUAUUAUGUACACAACCUGCUUGGAUUUACGUAUACUAGCGCAGAAGUGUGAAGAACUUGGCAGCAGUAACAAGCCAGGUGAAAUUCUUGAAAAGGCUGCCGACUGCCUUAUGAGCUGCUUCCGUGUAUGCGCGGCCGAUAAUAGAUCUUCCGAUGAUGACACCAAACGCCUUGGCAUGCUCAAUCUUGUUAAUCAGUUAUUCAAAGUUUACUUUCGCAUCAACAAAUUGCAUUUGUGUAAGCCAUUGAUACGCGCCAUCGAUAGCAGCACCUUCAAAGAAUCCUUUCCAUUGCCAGAACAGAUUACGUAUAAAUAUUUUGUAGGACGAAAAGCAAUGUUUGACUCGGACUACAAGAGCGCUGAUGAAUUUCUCUCAUUUGCGUUGCGCAACUGCCCACGCAAUUUUCCACGCAACAAGCGGCUAAUACUGAUCUACUUAGUGCCGGUAAAAAUGCUACUUGGCUAUUUGCCCAAGAAGCAUAACCUCGAACGUUUUGACCUACUACAGUUUCAUGAACUUGCUGUGGCGCUUAAAGAGGGCAAUGUUCGCAAGUUCGACGAAGUUAUACAGCGUCAUGAGAUAUUCUUUAUCAAAUGUGGCAUUUAUUUGCUGGUUGAAAAAUUGAAGUUCAUUGUUUAUCGCAAUCUCUUCAAGCGUGUAUAUAUAAUUAAGCAGACACAUCAAUUGGAUUUGCGCGCAUUUCAGGCGGCAUUGCAGUUUGUUGGCGAAACAGACAUGAGCAUCGAUGAAACGCAUUGCAUAGUGGCAAAUUUAAUUUUUGAGGGUAAAAUCAAGGGAUACAUAUCGUACAGUCACAAUAAGCUGGUGGUGUCGAAGCAGAAUCCAUUUCCACCACUCAAUACAGUUUCCUAGGAGCGGCUGAUGUGUGGCGCAGAGCCUCACGCACCAGGAUCUUUAAGUUAUUUAUAAAUCAAUUGUAUACCAAAAACUAUGGUACGCUAUUCGAAUGUAUUUUAUUGUAUUAAAUGUUAGAUAUACAUCGAAUUCCGCUAAUAGAACUUCUGAACUGAUAAUUAUGGCAUAUGUAUAACUGUAAGAAAGAAAGAAAAAAAGCAAAUAAAUAAGAUUAGCUAUUUCUUACUGCAGAAAUGCGAUAACGUAUAAUGAAAUAUCCAA
Anastrepha obliqua is the source of this 1576-nucleotide messenger RNA. It is a transcript of the gene PCID2, whose product is annotated as PCI domain-containing protein 2 homolog. The record is from RefSeq and is a predicted model, not a curated record. Gene Ontology annotation, cellular component: transcription export complex 2. Gene Ontology annotation, molecular function: RNA binding; double-stranded DNA binding. NCBI's taxonomy places the organism in Eukaryota, Metazoa, Arthropoda, Insecta, Diptera, Tephritidae. The coding region runs from base 119 to 1312 and encodes 397 amino acids. The transcript is spliced from 4 exons. Gene Ontology annotation, biological process: poly(A)+ mRNA export from nucleus; transcription elongation by RNA polymerase II; post-transcriptional tethering of RNA polymerase II gene DNA at nuclear periphery.